Messenger RNA from Oncorhynchus tshawytscha (Chinook salmon), 981 nucleotides. Its product is annotated as hexokinase-1-like. Gene Ontology annotation, molecular function: phosphotransferase activity, alcohol group as acceptor; ATP binding. Lineage: Eukaryota; Metazoa; Chordata; Actinopteri; Salmoniformes; Salmonidae. The transcript is spliced from 3 exons. The record is from RefSeq and is a predicted model, not a curated record. Gene Ontology annotation, biological process: carbohydrate metabolic process. The coding region runs from base 1 to 465 and encodes 154 amino acids.
AUGUUGUCAUAUCCUGUCAUAUCCAUGUCAUAUCCUGUUCCCCCCAGGUUUGAGAAGAUGACCAGCGGUAUGUACUUCAGGGAGAUAGUGAGACAGAUUCUCAUCGACCAACCAGGAGAGGUCUUCUGUUCCCGGGGCCACAUCACAGAGCCUCUGAAGAGAGACCAAGUAGUACAGCUACUAAGUGACCGCUUGGCGCUACUGCAGGUGCGGUCCAUUCUGCUGCAGCUGCGUCUAAACAGCAUACGUGAUGACAGCGUCAUCGUCAAGGUGGUGUGGUCCAUUCUGCUGCAGCUGCGUCUAGACAGCAUACGUGAUGACAGCGUCAUCGUCAAGAGAGGUCGGCUGGGGACCUCUGAGAAAGGGAAGGGUGUGUGGUACAUUGUCUCCGCCUGGUGGCCACCGUUGUCGACACAAUCCGAUAGAACCGUGGGCCGAACCAAAUGGACAUCACUGUGGGGGUGAACGGAACGCGCUACAAGCUGCAUCCACAGUGUGUAGUCUCCAGGGGCAAGGGAAUUUUCGAUUUCACAGGAUUAUAAAUUAUACUUGUGUCGUUUAAUUGGUAUAAAGAAAGAAGGGGAUAUAUUAUUUCUGGUCAGAUGAGACACAGCAAGGAAAGACUAAUCAAACCUCUAGAGGUAGCAUGUGGUCAGGAGUCAAACUAACACAAAGGUUGCAGUAAAACACUUAAAGACACACCCUAUCCCCUCAACCCUCAAAUUAAGUGGAGACUUCUGAUGACGUUUCAUGACGUCUGACAAGUAUACACUUGCAAGACAAGGGGCGAGGAAGAAUUGAUUCGGUCAUUAUUUUACAUUCACCAUUGUUGCAUUGCUAACGUGGCUAGAAGAGCUUAGUGAGAACUCACAUUAAAACAAAUUGUGUUGCAAUUCCCGAACAAUCAUCAACAUGCCUAAAAGAAAGAGUGCUACCAAGGGAGAUGAGCCUGCAAGACGUUCAGCACGUUUGUCAUCUAGA